Molecule: messenger RNA, 2107 nt
Organism: Delphinapterus leucas (beluga whale)
Lineage: Eukaryota; Metazoa; Chordata; Mammalia; Artiodactyla; Monodontidae
Source: RefSeq, a predicted model, not a curated record
CCAAAGCUGAAUAUUGCUGUUCUGGGGCUUCCUGCCAGCCUUACAAUUCAGCUCACCAUCUCCAGCUACCUGGGUCAUGGCUUUGCUAUUCUUCUUGAUCCUUGCCUUUUGUACUGGACUUGGCCUCUCAGGGUCUUCAUCCAGAACGCGACUGGUGGGAGGUCGCCAUCGCUGUGAAGGGCGGGUGGAAGUGGAACGGGACGGCCAGUGGGGCACCGUGUGUGAUGACGGCUGGGGCAUGAAAGAUGUGGAAGUGGUGUGCCGGGAGCUGGGCUGUGGAGCAGCCACAGGGACACCCAGUGGUACUUUAUAUAAGCCAUUGGCAGAAAAAGACCAAAAAGUCCUCAUCCAAGCGGUCAGCUGCAGUGGGAUGGAAAGUAAACUGAUUCAUUGUGAGCAAGAGGAAGAUGUUUUUGAUUGCUCCCACAAUGAGGAUGCAGGGGCUAUGUGUGAAAUUCCAGAGACUGUGCGGCUGGUUGGUGGCCCUGGUCGCUGCAAAGGGCGAGUGGAGGUGAAGCACCGAGAGCAAUGGGGCACCGUGUGCAAAGCAGGCUGGAAUCUCUCAGCCGCGAAGGUGGUGUGCUGGCAGCUGGGGUGUGGGAGGGCCACACUGACCCAAAGAUGCUGCAACAAGGAUACACAGGGCCAAGGGCCCAUCUGGCUGAGUAAGGUGUCAUGCUCAGGACAAGAAGGAAGCCUUCAGGAUUGCCCUUCUGGGCUCUGGGGGAAGAAUAACUGCACCCAUGAUGAGGACACGUGGGUCGAAUGCGAAGAUCCCUUUGACUUGAGGCUGGUAGGAGGAGACACCCGCUGCUCUGGGAGACUGGAGGUGCUGCACAAGGGCGAAUGGGGUUCUGUCUGUGAUGAUGGCUGGGGAGAAAAGGAGGAAAAGGUGGUGUGCAAGCAACUGGGCUGUGGGGAGUCAAUCUUUCUAUCUGCCAAAGCCCGGAGAAACUUUGGCCUUGGAGCUGGCCGCAUCUGGCUAGAUGAUGUUCAUUGCUCAGGGAAGGAGCAGUCCCUGGAGCAGUGUCGGCACAGGUUCUGGGGGCAUCACAACUGCAACCACAAGGAAGAUGUGGCCGUGACCUGCUUAGAACUGUAGCCUGGCCUUCUUGAUGCUUGACCUGAUCCCUGCAGGCCCUGAGGGUCUUUUGCUUUCUCCUGGGCCAGAAUGGCCUGGCAUGAGCACUGAGCCUGCAGGCUUAGCUACCACUCCCUCAGCUCCUCAGCAGGAAUCUGAACACUCUGCUUAUACUUUGCUCUCAGAGCCAAGCACCCCUAUCAUUGCCUGGAGAUAUGAGUUGUUGACUUCUCUCUUGCUGGGGAAGAUGAGCUCCCAGUCGCCCUCUCCUCACUGCUGACCCUUUGGCAUUUGUUCUGGCCUCUCCUGCUUCUUCUCAACCAGCCUAGCAUCCCCAGGCUUGUUACUUUGACCACUACAGGCUCUUUUCAAGAAAAGAUCUAUGUCUGUAAAGAACAUGAAAGGAAUGAGACAACAAAAGAACAUUUGAAGGGGAAUAUGGGUUAACAAUUACAUGAAAGUUGGGGGAAAGCUUAGAGUCUUUUUGAACGCUUUUUCUUAACCUUCAGGUGAUCACAACAAUUAACAUCUGAAUAUUCUCCUAUUCUUUGAUGAGAGUAGACCAUUCUUUCAAGAGCAGUGCAGUAUCCUGUAAUCCUAGACCUUUUCACGACACUUGGAAAAAAAUAUCACACUCCCUGAAUGCCCAUAAUAAAAUAUCUUUGUUGACCAUCCAUGUACAUCUUGCCAACAUGGUGUACAUUGAACAAGAAGAAUCUCAUAAAUUCACUAUUCCAAGGAAAAAUGUUUUGGCUAUGGAGCUGCCACUAGGAGAAGGGAAAGGAAGAGAUGCAGACAGAGUUUAGGGAGGUCCAGAGUCAUGCCUCAUGCCAACCAGAUGAUAUAAUUUUAAUUCUGUCAACUCGGACUUUAGGAUCUGCAAGUCUGAGGCAAGAUAGAAUGAUACUAAGGAGAGAAUCAUGACUUAAUUCUAAAAACUGACAACUUUAGAUUCUGAGGCCAAGUCGAGUACCUGUAAUAUGCCUACCUUUAUGCUUUCUAAUAAAGUAGUUCUCACAGUCUCAA